CCGGCGUAGACGAGUACAAAAAUCUGAAGCGUCCCGUCCCGACAGAAUGGCUCUGGUGGCUCGCAGGACCCGGCAGUACGGAGUGCUGCACUGUCUAUAAUGGAGUCGCUGCAUCUACUCCUGUUGUACCCUUACGCCGUUGCUGCGGUGCUUUUCUCGGUCUAUAUCCUGUCCAUCGUGAUCUAUCGCCUUUAUCUGUCGCCCAUUGCCCACUUUCCUGGUCCUCGGCUGGCAGCCCUAACGGUAUUUUAUGAGUUCUACUGGGAAGCCAUCCGUAACGGGCAGUUCACGUUCCAUAUUGGGGAGCUGCAUGAGAAAUACGGCCCUAUUGUCCGGAUUAGUCCCACUGAACUGCAUGUCAAUGAUCCCGACUUCUACGAAGUAAUCUACUCGCGCGACAGCCCUCGCAACAAAUAUGAUUACUAUCAGCGCACCUUUAAUGCCCCGCUGGCCCUCAUAACCGCAGAGGAUCAUUAUCGUCAUCGCUUGAUCCGGUCACACAUGAAUCCUUUUUUCUCCACGGCCCGUAUUCGGGAGCAGGAGCCUGCCCUCAAGAAACUAGUUAACAAACUUUGUACCCGGCUUGAAGAGCUGAAGAACACGGGUCAAGCUAUCAAUAUCGAGUAUCCUCUUACUUGUUACACAACCGAUGUUAUCACCGAUUAUACCAUGGGCGACGGCUAUCGCUACCUUGAUGAACCGGACUUUAUUCCCCAGUGGCAACACACCCUCUGCGGGACAGCCAAAACCCUCGUCUUCAUCCGGCCCGUUGCCUUUCUAUUGCCCCUCCUUCUGGCAAUGCCCGAGGCGCUUACGGCAUGGCUAAACCCCGGCAUGGAACUCUUCUUCGGGUUCCAACGUCGUUGUCGAAGGCGUAUUGCCGAGAUCACGAAGAAACACCGUGAAAAACGCGAAGAGACGCCCGAAGGAGGCCGGGUGACCCUGUUCGAAGACGUCCUCAACAGUGAAUUACCGACACAGGAGAAGAGCGAAGCCCGACUUGCGCAGGAGAUGCAGGUUCUAGUCUCAGCAGGUGCAGAAACCACGGCCAAAGCGAUGAGCUACAUCUUCUUUUACCUGCUGAAUGAUCCGGUGAUUAUGACCAAGUUGAAGACGGAAUUAAGCACCUUGGGAGAUGAGCCAUCUCUGAUCCAGCUCGAACAGCUGCCGUAUUUUAAUGGCGUCAUGUUGGAAGGAAUCAGGCUGUCGUAUGGUGUGACCGCACGUCUUCCUCGAAUUGCUCCGUACAACGUUCUGAAGUAUAAGGACUGGACCAUUCCGCCAGGGACCCCGGUUAGUAUGAGCUGCCUGCUAAUGCACCACAACGAAUCCGUUUUCCCCGAUUCCUAUCGCUUCAACCCCGAUCGAUGGACGGAUCCUGCAGAGCGCAAGCGUCUGGAGAAGUACAUGGUUGCUUUCUCCAAAGGCUCUCGCCAGUGUAUUGGAAUGCAUUUGGCUCGCACGGAGAUCCUGCUUGUCAUUUCGACCCUCUUGCGUCGCAUGAAUUUUGAGCUGUUUGAGACGACUAUUGAAGAUGUCAGGGUAAAACACGACAUUUUUAUCCCUUUUGUGAAAAUGGAUAGCAAGGGUGUCCGUCUUUUGGUUACGGAUUAGUGCAUGCGCUGAUCGAUUUGCCCUAUUUAAGUACAUGCUACUAAUGAUAACCCAAUGGCAAGCAAUAUUGCAGUCCUGCAGUCAGCAUCAGAUUCAGUUAUGAAGCCAUACUUUUAGGACUACUGACACCUCUUUUACAAAAAUAAUGAGCAAUAUGAGCUGCACC
Molecule: messenger RNA, 1780 nt
Organism: Aspergillus ochraceoroseus IBT 24754
Lineage: Eukaryota; Fungi; Ascomycota; Eurotiomycetes; Eurotiales; Aspergillaceae
Product: cytochrome P450
Exons: 6
Coding region: 100-1614 (504 amino acids)
Molecular function (GO): heme binding; oxidoreductase activity, acting on paired donors, with incorporation or reduction of molecular oxygen; monooxygenase activity
Source: RefSeq, a predicted model, not a curated record